AUGCGGCAGGAGGUUAGGACAGCUGUCGGUGAGGAAGGACUGGAGCGGCGAGUGGGAGGACGGCACCUGCCGACCGUAGUGGCACUCCCGCCAGCCCUUGGUUGUGGCGGUGGCACGGCAGCACUGGGCGUAGAGGAAAUACAGCACGGGGCACAGACGGCAGAGUAUGUUUCUCAGUAUAUCCAAGAGAUCUGCAGGGUCAGCCGGGUAGUACAGCUGUGCGCGGUUGUUGGCGAAGUCGACGGAGUAGGGGUAGGCGGCCAGGUCGAAGCCGCGGCCAUGGCCUUGGAUACUUACGAGCAGCUUGCCGUCGAUCAGCAUUUUGACGCUGACAUCAACUGGGGAGUUAAGCAAAGCAUGAAUUUGCUCACCGUUCAUGUCGCCGUGGUUUUGCAAUUCCCCCACCUGGAGUCCGUCGUUGCCCAGGCCGUUGUCCCUGUCGUCGCCGGUGAGCUUGCAUAUCUUAUAGCUUCGCCAGUUGGUGCCGCAUUUGGCUACCAGGUUGCUAAGCGCCUCGUGCGUCAUCGGGAUCAUGCUAAGCAACACCUUGGCGUACUUGUCGGCGUCCGCCUCCCGGCACUCCGCGCCCGAGUAAGUGGAGAUGUACGCACCGCCGAACUCCCCGACGAAGGCACUGAGUCCCCUGCUCACGGAGUCCAGCGUGGGAGUGGAGGGCUUCUGGAAGCCCUGCGGCCUCAGCUGUGUGAGCGCGUCGGUGAGGUUGUGGAGCAGGCCUCGCAGCCUGUCGUCGAAGCCCUGCGUCACGCAGAGCCUAUUAAUGUUUUCGCUGCGCUCACCCUCCAUCUGCCUCAUGAAGCCCUUGAAGCCCACGAAGAGAUCCCUGUUUAUCUCGCCGGGCAGCUCCCCCAGCUCCUCGGCCACCUUGUCGGCAAAGUGUUUCAGCGCGUCCUUCGCGGACUCCACGUAGUCACGCCGCGCCUCCUUGGUGAGCUCCGCGAUUGCCUUUUCAAUCUCACUGUCUACGAAGCGUUCAAUGUUUUCUACUUUCUCCCAUUUUAUGUAAUCGGCGUUGGUGAGGAACUUGUCGCACAUGGCGAUGGCCUCCUGGAGGUCACGGAUGCGGAGGGUGUCAAUUUGUGUCUUGAUUUUUGCGAGGUCUUUGUCGAUGUUAUGAUCUUUGAAAAGCCCCAACUUCCAAUCCACACUACCGGCUUCGCUCGCAAUCUUGGCGCACAGUUCACCAAGGAAUUUGUUGAUGUCAGGGACUGUAUCCCUGUUGAGCUCUGCAAUUGCUUUUUCAAUGCCUUCAAGUCCAUUUCCUUUGCCUCUGCCAAUCUUCUCAAUCACGUCGUCCAUAUUCCUUAUCACGCCUCUUUUAUCUGCAUCUUUGCCAUCCUCACCCAGCAACUGCUUCCUCAGCCUUGUAAGCUCAUCGGUGAUUUUGUCGACGCCUUGCUUUAUUUCAGUGGGCUGUUUGUGCAACUCACUUUGUUGAGUGCUGAGGUCACUCAUAAUUUUUUGGAGACCAUUAACAUCACUACCAUUAAAAAGCUUCCAACUUGCCUGUUCACUCAGCCCAUUGGUCAUCAAAUUGGUCAGCGUCUUGAUGACGUCACUGUCCAGCGUGCUCCUCUGCGCUUUGAGUUCCGCUUUGAUUGCUGA
Molecule: messenger RNA, 1623 nt
Organism: Babesia ovata
Lineage: Eukaryota; Apicomplexa; Aconoidasida; Piroplasmida; Babesiidae
Product: amino acid peptide transporter, putative
Exons: 5
Coding region: 1-1623 (540 amino acids)
Source: RefSeq, a predicted model, not a curated record